Messenger RNA from Striga asiatica, 1297 nucleotides. NCBI's taxonomy places the organism in Eukaryota, Viridiplantae, Streptophyta, Magnoliopsida, Lamiales, Orobanchaceae. The record is from the annotation of a GenBank genome assembly.
ACAGGAAAGUGAGUCUCCAGAAUCAGCAGUUGCCAGACUGUUUGCUCCUGCUAGAAGUGAUUCACAGUUUAGUCACUGUUGCUCAAUGCUUACAGCAACUGCCAUCUGAAGCACAAAUGCGGGUACAAUGAUGUACUCGCAUCAUCAGGCGAAGCAUCAUCACUUAAAGAAAUAUAAAUUCACGUCUCAGGCCACAGCGGCCGAGGUUCAAAAACUUCUGGUUUCUGGAAGAAAGCAAGAGGCUUUACAAUUUGCACAGGAAGGUCAGUUGUGGGGUCCUGCCCUUGUUCUUGCUGCACAACUUGGUGAUCGAUUCUAUGCUGAGACUGUCAAACAUAUGGCACUUACACACUUGGUAGCAGGAUCACCUUUCCGAACCUUAUUCCUGCUAAUUGCUGAUCAACGUGCUGAUGUAUUUUCAACGGAUAGCACAGCUGUUAGUGGCAUGACUGGUCCAGUAACUAUGUCUCAGCAACCAGCACAGGUUUAUGGUCAAGGCAAAAGAAGGCUGCAUCAUUCACAUAAUCAGAGGUUCAUUCAAAGAGGAAACUUGAAGGAUUGGAAUCAUGUCAUUCACCUCUUUUACAAGCUCAAAGACAAAUUGGAAAAAAUAUGCCCCAAUGAAAUGAUUUACAAAUUGGAAACAAUAUACUGGGACGACGUAGGCAAUCUUAGAGCUACUGCGAUAUAAUAUUUUUUGGGUGAGUAAUAUAUUGUCGCUCUCUAUAUUAUUUGAUGUAUAUGAACGUAAUCCCAGUAGUUACCAGGCUGGGAUAAGGUUAAAAGAAGGUUGCCGCAGAGUUUGUUGACACUAGGAACUACUACCAAGCUCACCGAGCGGAGGUAAUGGGGGUCGUACAACUGCAGCCCAUCAUAGAAAAAGGGAGUAGACAGCAGGAGCAGGUUGUCCUCUGCCGGGGGUAUAGACUUGCUUCGAUGGGGCAGUGAGUGGCCGCUGUAAUAGCCCAUUUUUAACCUAAUGUAAAUUACGUUCUUAGUUUCGUAAUAUUCAUAUUAUUCUCGGAAUCUAAAAUAUAAGUCAAUUUAUGUUCAAAAUCGCCCGAUAAAAAUAUUAUCAAAUCAAAUCGUACUUAAUCAAGCGGUAAAUGUGCUAAUCUUGCGCUAAUUGUGCGUGAUCAUACGCAUAAUUGUACUUAAGUGGUUCCUUAAGUACCUCAAUUAUGUUCAUUUAAACCUAAGAGCUAAUUUGAUCAUCUUAUGUUUUUAAGCAUUGAUCAAUGCACGUCUAGGGUGCUUAAUUUUCUUCUAAUCGCCUUAACCUAGGGUAAUCACGCAU